AUGCUAAUCAAUGUACAGGGAUGGGGCAUGGGGAGAUGGGAUGCUUCCCAUGUGCUUCCCAUGGGCAUGCUUCCCAUGCUUUCCGUGGGCAUGCUUUCCGUGGCAUUCACAUGGGAGACCAGAGCAGUGCGACUGCAGGUGAUUGAUGUGAUUGAUGUUAACAUGAGUGCACGGGGACAUGGAAUGGAAGGGGACGGGGGAGAAUGGGAGGGGAUGAGGGAGAAUGGGAGGGGAUGGGGGAGAAUGGGAGGGGAUGGGAGAAAAUGGGAAGACAUGAGGGAGAAUGGGAGGGGAUGGGGGAGAAUGGAAAGGAUCGGGGGAGAAUGGGAGGGGAUGGGGGAGAAUGGAAGGGGACGGGGGAGAAUGGGAGGGGAUGGGGGAGAAUGGGAGGGGAUGGGGGAGAAUGGGAGGGGAUGGGAGAAAAUGGGAAGAAAUGAGGGAGAACGGAAGGGGAUGGGGGAGAAUGGAAAGGAUUGGGGGAGAAUGGGAGGGGAUGGGGAAGAAUGGGGAGGCAUACUUCUCUUCCCCCACCACUGCGCACCAUACUUCACUCCGCUCCCCGCUGAACAUCCCCUCCCUCUCCCCUCGACUCUCCCGUCCCCUCCAUCCUCUCCGCAUCCAACGCCCUCUCUCCCGCUCCUUCCGUCCCCCAAACCCCAUAUCUCCCGCCGCUCUCACCGCCACGUCAGCGUACCGCCAUAUCAGCGCGCGAUAGGAGGAAACGGCGUGUGA
Molecule: messenger RNA, 732 nt
Organism: Closterium sp. Naga37s-1
Lineage: Eukaryota; Viridiplantae; Streptophyta; Zygnematophyceae; Desmidiales; Closteriaceae
Source: the annotation of a GenBank genome assembly